This is a messenger RNA of Nycticebus coucang (slow loris), 1230 nucleotides long. RefSeq names its product platelet glycoprotein 4-like. Lineage: Eukaryota; Metazoa; Chordata; Mammalia; Primates; Lorisidae. The transcript is spliced from 10 exons. The record is from RefSeq and is a predicted model, not a curated record. Gene Ontology annotation, biological process: low-density lipoprotein particle clearance; receptor-mediated endocytosis; long-chain fatty acid import into cell. The coding region runs from base 1 to 1230 and encodes 409 amino acids. Gene Ontology annotation, cellular component: caveola; cell surface; cytoplasm. Gene Ontology annotation, molecular function: low-density lipoprotein particle binding; low-density lipoprotein particle receptor activity; scavenger receptor activity.
AUGAGGCGCCCACAAAAUGAGGUGCCUGAUGCCACUACUUGGAUGGCCAUCCCCAAAUACAGCUACCUUGGAACCAGGGGGACCACAUGCCUGGUAGCCCCGUCUCCUGCCAUUGCCACCAAAGUAGCACCACGACCAAAGGACCAGGAAUUUGUCCUUGAAGAAGGUACAUUUGCUCUUAAAAACUGGUUUAAAACAGGCAUGGAAAUUUAUAGACAGUUUUGGAUCUUUGAUGUGCAAAAUCCAGAGGAUGUGAGAGUGAAGAGCAGCAACAUUAAAGUUAAGCAAAGAGGUCCCUACACGUACAGAGUUCGUUAUUUAGCAAAAGAAAACAUAACCCAGGACACUGAGAAACACACCAUCUCUUUCAUACAGCCCAAUGGUGCCAUCUUUGAACCUUCACUAUCAGUUGGAUCUGAGAAUGACACAUUCACAGUUCUCAAUCUGGCUGUAGCUGCUGCACCCCAUAUCUAUCAGAAUUCAUUUGUUCAAAUGGUACUCAAUACACUUAUCAAUAAGUCAAAAUCUUCUAUGUUCCAAAGAAGAACUUUGAAAGAACUGUUAUGGGGCUAUACGGAUCCAUUUUUGAGUUUGGUUCCAUACCCUAUCCCUACCACAGUUGGUGUGUUUUAUCCUUACAACAACACUGCAGAUGGAGUUUAUAAAAUUUUCAGUGGAAAGGAUGACAUAAGCAAGAUUGCCAUAAUUGAGACUUACAAAGGUAAAAAGAAUCUCUUCUAUUGGGAAAGUUAUUGUGACAUGAUUAAUGGUACAGAUGGAGCCUCGUUUCCACCUUUUCUUGAGAAGACCAGGGUAUUAUACAUCUUUUUCCCUGAUGUUUGCAGGUCAGUCUAUGCUGUAUUUGAAGCCGACGUUGAUCUGAAAGGAAUCCCUGUGUAUCGAUUUGUUCUUCCAUCCAACAUCUUUGCACCCCCGCCUUUAAAUCCAGAAAACUAUUGUUUCUGCACAAAAAACUUUCUUUCUGAAUAUUGUAUGUCCCAUGGUGUGCUAGACAUCAGCAAAUGCAAAGAAGGAAAACCCGUGUACAUUUCACUUCCUCAUUUUCUACAUGCAAGUCCUGAUGUUUCAGAACCGAUUGAAGGCUUAAAUCCAAAUGAGGAAGAACAUAGGACAUACUUGGAUGUUGAACCUAUAACUGGAUUCAGUUUACGAUUUGCCAAACGGCUACAGGUCAACAUAUUGGUCAAGCCAGCAAAAAAUAUUGAGUGA